AUGAAGGCCGCAAGCGACGCGGCGCCCAACCUCGCCACGCGCGAGAGCCGCACGACAUGGCAACAAAAUAUCCGCACCAUCAUAAUCUGCUUCAUCGUUUCCUUCGCCACCCUUCAGUACGGUCUCGAUAUAUCCAUCAUCAACGGCGCCCAGGCCAUCAAAGGCUUCCUCAAGGUCUUCGGCCACCCGAACCCUAAGGCACCCCAGGGCUACGGUAUCUCCCCUUCAUUCCAGCAGUCCAUCACUAGUCUUAUGAACAUUGGCGUCAUUGUCGGUUCCUUCACGCUCGAGUUCUUUUCCCACCGCUUGGGUCGCAGGAAGAAUUUCAUCGUCGGUUCGCUGGCCUCAAUCGGCGCAAAUCUUAUCCUUGUCUUUUCUACGAAUAAGAGCGCUAUCAUCUUCGGCCGGUUUCUUUUCGGCGUCUCCAAUGGUCUCUAUAUUGGGUUUACGAGUUUGUAUAUUUCCGAGGCGGCACCAUCGCAUCUUCGGGGUGCGCUCGUUACCUUCGUCCAAGUUUCCGUCUGCAUCGGCACUAUUAUUGGCGCGGUAGUCAACAAUGCAACGAAGAACAUCCAGUCACGCCUUUCCUAUCAGAUCCCUCUCUUCACUCUCUUCCCCAUUCCAGUCUUCUGUAUCCUCAUGUCUUUCUUCGUCCCCGAGUCUCCUCGCUGGCUUCUCCUGAAGGGCCGCCGUGAGGAUGCCCGGACCCACCUCUAUCGACUGCGCGGGUCUUCCUUCCCUGCCGAGCUCAUCGACGCCGAGAUCGCUGCCAUUGCUGAGGCUAUCGAGGCUGAGAAGGAGAACACACUCCGUGGUUGGGGCGCUGUUCGCCUCAUGUUUAGUAGUGCCGAGCGCCGCCGGACCCUCCUGACCAUCGCCAGUGGUACUAUGCAUGGGGCGUCUGGUUUCCCCUUUAUCUCCAGCUACAAAACCUACUUCUUCCAGAUUGCAGGAUCUCAGAGACCUUUCGUUGACUCUAUUAUCGUUACCACUGUGUCCCUCUUCGGAGCUAUCUCUGGUGUCUUCCUUAACCGCUUCGUCGGACGUCGAUAUGUUCUUCUAUUUGGAUUCAGUGUCCAGGCUGCCCUCAUGCUCGUCAUCGGCACUGUCUGGUCCGUUGAUCCGGGUACAAUCACAACCGGCAAAGUCAUCGUCGGCAUGGUUAUUAUAUUCCAGUGCCUCUAUGCCGCUAUCGUCGGGCCCACAUCGUGGGUUGUCGCCAGCGAGAUCCCUAGCAACCGUCUUCGGGCCAUGACCUUUGGUUUUGGUAACGGCGUUGGUUUCCUCGCCUACUUCUUGAUUGCCUUCACUACGCCUUACUUCAUUAACCCCGAGGCUUUGAACAUUGGUCCUAAGGUCGGUUUUAUCUGGUUCGGAUCCAACCUGAUCACCGCCACGUUCGUUUUCUUCUUCCUUCCGGAAACCCACCGACGCUCUCUUGAAAAUAUUGAUGAGAUGUUCUACAAUAAAGUUCCCUCCCGCAAGUUUAAGAGCUACCAGUGCACGGGUGUUGUCCAGCUCCCGGAGGAAAGCGAGAAGGCCCUUGCAAUUGAGUCCGACUCUGGUACGACCUCGCAUAUUGAGAAGCGACCCAGUCGCGAGACUUAA
Messenger RNA from Scedosporium apiospermum, 1608 nucleotides. RefSeq lists its product as uncharacterized. Gene Ontology annotation, biological process: transmembrane transport; carbohydrate transport. Bases 1 to 1608 code for a protein of 535 amino acids. The record is from RefSeq and is a predicted model, not a curated record. The transcript is spliced from 4 exons. Gene Ontology annotation, molecular function: carbohydrate:proton symporter activity. NCBI's taxonomy places the organism in Eukaryota, Fungi, Ascomycota, Sordariomycetes, Microascales, Microascaceae. Gene Ontology annotation, cellular component: membrane.